This is a messenger RNA of Gasterosteus aculeatus aculeatus (three-spined stickleback), 2646 nucleotides long. It is a transcript of the gene eif4a1a, whose product is annotated as eukaryotic translation initiation factor 4A1A. Gene Ontology annotation, molecular function: nucleic acid binding; RNA helicase activity; ATP binding. The record is from RefSeq and is a predicted model, not a curated record. NCBI's taxonomy places the organism in Eukaryota, Metazoa, Chordata, Actinopteri, Perciformes, Gasterosteidae.
CGAAAUGACGGCGACCUGCUGCAAUGAAAAAAGCCUUUUUGUGUGUCGUCAACAUAUAUAAGACAUCUCUGCCGCAGUUUCUUUCUUUGGAAUAAUGUCGGCUGAAUAUGAUAAUAGAGACAAUGGCCCUGAGGGCAUGGAGCCAGAUGGGAUCAUUGAGAGCAACUGGAAUGAGAUCACUGACAGUUUUGAUGAGAUGAACCUGCGUGAGGCUCUUCUCAGGGGAAUCUAUGCCUAUGGUUUUGAGAAGCCCUCUGCUAUCCAGCAGAGAGCCAUUAUGCCUUGUAUCAAGGGAUAUGAUGUGAUCGCUCAAGCCCAGUCUGGCACUGGAAAGACUGCCACCUUUGCAAUUUCCAUCCUUCAGCAGAUCGAUGUGGAAAUGAAAAGCACCCAGGCUCUGGUCUUGGCUCCUACAAGGGAGCUGGCUCAGCAGAUCCAGAAGGUGGUGCUGGCUCUGGGUGACUACAUGGGAGCCAAUUGCCAUGCCUGUAUCGGAGGGACCAAUGUUCGCAGUGAAGCCCAGAAGCUCCAGGCUGAAUCCCCUCACAUUGUGGUGGGAACCCCUGGCCGUGUCUUUGACAUGCUGAAUCGCAAAAACCUCUCUUCCAAGUUCAUAAAGAUGUUUGUGCUGGAUGAGGCUGACGAGAUGCUUAGUCGAGGAUUCAAGGACCAGAUCUAUGAGAUUUUCCAGAAACUGGCAAGCAGCACGCAGGUUGUCCUCCUGUCAGCCACCAUGCCAGCCGACGUGUUGGAAGUCACAAAGAAGUUCAUGCGUGAACCAGUUAGAAUCCUGGUGAAGAAGGAGGAGCUGACGCUUGAGGGCAUCCGUCAGUUCUACAUCAACGUGGAAAAAGAGGAGUGGAAGCUGGACACGCUGUGUGACCUCUACGAGACCCUGACCAUCACACAAGCGGUCAUAUUCAUCAACACAAGGAGGAAAGUGGACUGGCUGACUGAGAAGAUGCAUGCCAGAGACUUCACUGUGUCCGCUCUGCAUGGUGACAUGGACCAGAAAGAGAGAGACUUGAUCAUGCGGGAGUUCCGCUCUGGCUCCAGUAGAGUCCUCAUCACCACUGACCUGCUGGCCAGAGGUAUUGAUGUCCAGCAGGUGUCCCUAGUCAUCAACUACGACCUGCCGACCAACAGGGAAAACUACAUCCACAGGAUUGGUCGCGGUGGUCGUUUUGGCAGAAAGGGAGUUGCCAUUAACAUGGUGACAGAGGACGACAAGCGAACCCUGAGGGACAUUGAGACAUUCUACAACACCACGGUGGAGGAGAUGCCCAUGAAUGUGGCCGAUCUUAUCUAGAUGACUCCAGCGUUGACCCUCUCCCCACUUGUUUUAGCAGUCAACCUUGUUUUCUUAUACGAUCUGAAUUCUAAGAACGUUCUUUUGCUAAAUUCCACAUGACUUUACCCUUUACAUUCUUGGAGGGAAGAAUAUGGCCAACGUUCCUCCCUUACCGUUGACGUUUUUUUUUUUUUGGGCCGUUUUGGAAGGAUGGAAUUACUGAUCUGCUUGCCAUAGUCAAUUACCCCUCAACCCAAAUUUGUCCUCCAGCUAAUCCCCCCCCCCCCCCCCCUCCGAACAUAACACAUACACAAAAUUUGUUUUUCGAAACAGACUUUUAAUAUCAAACAAGUUUGUAAUUUGGUUUCACACGUGCAAAAAAUACCCGCGUUUCCAAAAGUGCAUUGUACAUGCCCCAGCAAAGUUAAUGUUUGGACAUAUUUUAGUUUGUUUAGACCAAAAGCUUUCAAAAACCUGCAUAAUUGAACGUUCAUUACACUAGCCCAGACGCUUUUGUGAAAUGCGGCUAUAAUUUGCACCCGGAUAUAAACGAGGGGCUUAAACUGCAGUUAAGUUUGGAACUCAAAUUUACCAAUGCUCUAAAUGAAAUGGGAAGUGCUGCAUUUGACCAGAUCAGUAUUUAAGCAACUUUCAGUGUACUGCAAACAUCCUUUUAGCUCCCAUCCCUGAUCAUGUUAAGAGGUUUCUGGGGCUAGAGUACACAGGGCAUAUUCAAUAAAAAGACCUAUAUAGUAAAAUCCAUCAUGAUUGAGUUGUUUACCGCUUCGAUCCUUUUCUGGCGUUUCUUCAUAUAUAUUUUAAAUGCUUUUGUACAUAGCGCUUGUGCAGUUGCAUUAAAUUGAAGACUGACCGGGGGCCACAGCUGUUCGGAGGCAAACAACAACGGUGAGUGCUGUUCGAGACUUUGCCUCUCGACCCUGAAGACCUGGUUAGAUUUUCAUCUCGACCGCUUCAACACUGUUAAUUUAGAUAUUAUUUUUCAACAAAAUAUUGCGUUUUUGAUAAGGUGGCAAGUGUCUAUUUGUAACCAACCUUGCCAAAAAUGUUGCGCUGGGGUUAGGGGUUUAUCGGAUAUGAAAGGACCAAACUACAGAAUAUGUAUGCAGAGACCCCCCUCUUGAGAGCUAUUGUUAAAAUACCUGUCGUCAUGGGGUUUGUUGUGUAGGAUAACCGUCAUGUUUUGAGGUGUGUAGUCGGUGCAAUUUUUUUUAAAUGACUGCGGAAUUGUUAACCUUUUGAGCUAGACACAGUAUCACGUUUUCUACAUUGGAUUCUGUAUAGUAUUUAUUUUAAUGGUCUUUAAAAAAAAUAAAGGUUUCUCCCCCAUGACAGUG